AUCCUAGUUAGCUGCGUAGUCGGUGGUCUACUCUCUCUCUCUCUCUCUCUCUUCGUGUCGUCGGAUCUCGGCGAUCUUCUCGGAAGAAAUCUGUUUUGCGGAAUCCAAGAUCUGAGACGAGGAUGAAUCGCCACCACGAUCCCAAUCCCUUCGACGAAGGAGAAGAAGAAGAAACGGUCAAUCCAUUUUCGAAAGGUGCUGGUGCCACUGGAAGGGUUCCUGCUGCAUCUAGACCUGUUGGAUUUGGCAAAAGCCAUGAUGCUACAGUUGACAUUCCAUUGGAUACAAUGAAUGACUCUUCAAAGAAACAGAGAGAGCUCGCUGAUUGGGAAGCAGAUCUUAGGAGGAAAGAAAUGGAUAUUAAACGAAGAGAAGAAGCAAUUGCAAAGUCUGGUGUCCAAGUAGAUGAUAAGAAUUGGCCACCAUUUUUCCCGAUCAUACACCAUGACAUUGCUAAUGAGAUACCCAUACAUGCACAAAAGCUGCAGUAUCUGGCUUUUGCUAGUUGGUUAGGUAUAGUUUUGUGUCUCGUGUUCAACGUCAUUGCUGUAAUCGUCUGCUGGAUUAAAGGCGGAGGUGUUAAAAUCUUUUUCCUUGCAGCGAUCUAUGCAUUGCUUGGAUGUCCAAUUUCAUAUGUACUAUGGUACAGGCCUCUCUACAGAGCAAUGAGGACUGACAGUGCUUUGAAGUUUGGUUGGUUUUUCCUGUUCUACCUGAUUCACAUUGGCUUCUGCAUAUUUGCCGCCAUUGCUCCUCCAAUUGUCUUCCAUGGGAAGUCAUUAACAGGUGUGCUCGCAGCAAUUGAUGUCAUCUCAGACAGUUUAUUAGCUGGGAUCUUCUACUUUGUCGGCUUUGGUCUCUUCUGCUUGGAGUCGCUUCUGAGUCUCUGGGUUCUCCAGAAAAUUUACCUCUACUUCAGGGGAAACAAGUGAGAGGUGACACCCCCCCCCCCACCAAAAAAAAAAAGAGGGUGGUUUCUCCAAAUACUUUUGGAAGGUACCAUCCUCCUCAAAGAAGGUUUAGUAUUUGUAUCAUCGUAUUGUAAUUACCAUCUCGUCUUUGCAUGUGUGCGUGUAAGUUUGUGUUCUUUGGGUUUUACUAGGACUUAUAUAUAUAUACACACGGUUUGUUCCCGGGUUUGUUACAUUUUAGUUGUAGUGGUAUGUUAAUCUACCUUGAAGA
Molecule: messenger RNA, 1182 nt
Organism: Tarenaya hassleriana
Lineage: Eukaryota; Viridiplantae; Streptophyta; Magnoliopsida; Brassicales; Cleomaceae
Product: secretory carrier-associated membrane protein 4
Exons: 12
Coding region: 123-932 (269 amino acids)
Biological process (GO): protein transport
Cellular component (GO): recycling endosome membrane; trans-Golgi network membrane
Source: RefSeq, a predicted model, not a curated record